Sphaerodactylus townsendi is the source of this 8470-nucleotide messenger RNA. It is a transcript of the gene NRK, whose product is annotated as Nik related kinase. NCBI's taxonomy places the organism in Eukaryota, Metazoa, Chordata, Lepidosauria, Squamata, Sphaerodactylidae. Gene Ontology annotation, biological process: protein phosphorylation. Gene Ontology annotation, molecular function: ATP binding; protein kinase activity. The transcript is spliced from 31 exons. The coding region runs from base 360 to 4046 and encodes 1228 amino acids. The record is from RefSeq and is a predicted model, not a curated record.
AAAUGUCUUUGCAAAAGUUGUUUUCCUUCGAAGCCCCGGGGCAGCGGGGCUGUUUCCUCGCCCUCUGACUAACUGCGUGACGGGGAGGGCGGCUCCCCCCCCCUUUUUUUUCUUUCUUUUUUUGCUUUCGUGCAUUUUCUUUUUCCCCCCUGCUUUGCAUGGCAGAUUUCCUGCGUUUGCCACAGAGCGGUGCAGCCAUGGACAGGCUCCCCGGCAAGGGCUGAGCCCGAGAGGGGACCGUUAGACCCGCCACGAAACCUCAGGGGGUCCGUCUCAUCCCCAUCGGGCAUCCUCGGGCUGGUUUUGCAGCGGCUCCUGCGGCGAUCGCCAGGCACAGGCGAGCAGCCGCAACUGGAAGCAUGGCCAGCGACUACGCGGCUCGGAGUUUGGAGAGCAUCGAUCUGGGGACUCUCCGGGAUCCAGCAGGGAUAUUUGAAUUGGUUCAAGUUGUUGGAAAUGGGACGUAUGGACAAGUUUAUAAGGGUCGCCAUGUGAAGACCGGGCAACUAGCGGCAAUCAAGGUUAUGAAUGUUACUGAGGAUGAAGAAGAAGAAAUCAAACUGGAAAUAAAUAUGUUGAAGAAAUAUUCUCAUCACAGGAAUAUUGCAACAUAUUAUGGAGCGUUUGUCAAGAAAAGUCCUGCAGGUCAGGACGACCAGCUGUGGCUGGUUAUGGAGUAUUGCGGAGCUGGGUCCGUAACUGAUUUGGUCAAGAAGACAAAAGGGAAUUGUCUGAAGGAAGACUGGAUUGCAUACAUAUGCAGAGAAGUUCUCAGGGGCUUAGCACACUUACAUAUUCAUCAUGUUAUCCACCGGGAUAUUAAAGGACAGAACGUGCUUCUAACAGAAAAUGCUGAAGUGAAACUCGUGGAUUUUGGUGUGAGUGCUCAACUGGAUAGGACCAUCGGAAGGAGGAACACUUUCAUUGGGACCCCCUACUGGAUGGCUCCUGAAGUCAUUGCUUGUGAUGAAAAUCCAGAAUCAACGUAUGAUUACAGAAGUGACUUGUGGUCUCUGGGAAUAACAGCUUUAGAGAUGGCUGAAGGAGCGCCCCCUUUGUGUGACAUGCAUCCCAUGAGGGCUCUUUUUCUCAUUCCACGGAACCCGCCUCCCAAGCUGAAAUCCAGGAAAUGGUCAAAGAAAUUUCUUAACUUUGUUGACAGUUGUCUGGUUAAGAAUUACAUGCAUCGCCCAGCCACAGAAACCUUGCUCAAACAUUCAUUUAUCAGAGACAUGCAGAAUGAGCGGCAAGUGCGCAUCUUGCUAAAGGACCACCUGGAUAGGACAAGGAAAAAAAGGGGGGAGAAAGAUGAAACUGAAUAUGAAUACAGUGGGAGUGAGGAAGAAGGUGAUGAGCUGAAUGAAGAGGAAGGAGAACCAAGCUCCAUAGUUAAUCUCCCUGGGGAAUCCACCCUCCGCCGUGAAUUCCUGCGGCUUCAACAGGAGAACAAAAUCCGCUCCAAUCCUCAGCGGCAGCAGCAGAUUCAGCAGCAGCAACUGAAAGAUCAGGAAAAGUACAAAAAACAGCUCCUGGAAGAGAGGCAGAAACGAAUCAUGGAGCAAAAACUGCAGAGGAAAAAGUUGGAGGAUCACCAGAAGACGGAAGAGCUCCGGAAGCAUCAGGGCCUUGAAAGACAAUGUCCGGAGAUCAAGCUUGUUCCAAGCAAAACUGAGAAGGAUAAAGACUGCAGGAGAAGUACUGAGGAUGAUCAACGCAAAGUGGAGGGAGCAAAGAAAUGGGAAAGUCAGCAGAAAGCAAUUGAAGAGCCACAUCAUGGCAAGAAGCUUCACCGGACUCUUCCCAAAGAUCAAACACAAUUGCUUUCUCUACAGCACGACCACAAACAGAAGAAUAAAGAUCUGCCCAAGAUAUUGAGCCCACCUGCCCAUCUUCCAUCAAACAGUGCAAGCAAAGAGGCCGAGAGCAAAAAGAAUGAAAGCAUCCAAAUAGAUCUCAACUGGGCAGCCAUUCUGGGACAUGAAGCCACCUCUCACGGUAGACUAGGAUCUGGCAGUAGCUCCAGUCCUUGCACGCCAGCUUUGCAAAGAGCAGGAAUAGCUCAGAAUGAAAACCUACGGGCCAGUCGAGAGAUGUGCAGUUCACUGUCAGAUGUGGCCACCACACCUCUCAGCUCUAGUCAAGAUGAUGUGUUCUGGAAUGUUUGUCAGCUUGAAGAGCAGCCUCCAAAGGUUCCAGAAAGAACAAUCUCAAAAUUUUAUGGCAGAGGUCACUUUGGCCAUCAGAGUUAUCCUUCAAGCAUGCAGCAGUCAUCCCUGGGGGGACAUGCAGUGAAAAUAAACAGCAAUUGCAGCAGCACCAGUAGCAACAGGCAAGGAGAAGCAACUCCUCAUCAGAACAAGCAAUCGGCUUCAGGUCCAUCUCUCCACCACCAGCCCUAUACGAAGCCUGAGCUCGCAUCUCGCCUCUGCCGUAUUUCAAGCCCGCCCUUCUUGGCCAGGGGAAAAGAUGGCACCAACUUGCUCCUGAAAUCAGCAGAAUAUUCAUCCUCCAGUGAUGAAGUGUGCAGUAGUGAUGAAGAGGAUGACAGCCAUGUCUGUAGUCAAGUGAGGCAACCACUCAGCAACGGAGUGACCAGCUUCUCAAGGGCAAGAGUUCCAGAUGGGAUCGAACUGAAGCCCCAGAGCGCUGCAACUGAACAGAAGGACCAUGUUGCAGGAAAACUUAGCGGCAGUAGUACUCACGAAGGGUUCUGGAGCAUGAGCAACCAAAAUUAUCUUCUCCCGGAUCUCUUGCAGCAAAGCCAAAUUUCAGACUGUUCAGUCAACCAGCUAAAGUUUGCUCAGAACAGUCAAUGUCUUCAGAACAAACCUGCUCCUAAGAAGGUACCAAACAUUGAAAACACCUCCUCGAAAAAUAGCUCCUCAUCUGUUUCAUCAUUUACGUCAUUCAUAGACCCAAGGCUUCUCCAAAUCUCACCUCCCUCUAGUCCAACAGGAUCAAACUGUAGUUCUCAGUCCAGUGCCACACCAGAACCCACCAGUAGGCAAAACUCAAGGAAAGGUUCUGUCGUCAAUGUGAAUCCCACCAAUAUCCGACCACAGAGCGACAGCCCAGAAAUCCGCAAAUACAAAAAGAAGUUCAAUUCGGAGAUCUUAUGUUCUGCGUUGUGGGGUGUAAAUCUACUUGUGGGGACCGAGAAUGGGCUGUGGCUUCUGGACCGCAGCGGACAAGGAAGAGUUUACUCUCUGAUAACCAGGAGGCGGUUUCAGCAGAUGGAUGUGCUUGAAGGACUCAACGUGCUAAUUACCAUCUCAGGCAAAAAAAAUAAGCUAAGAGUGUAUUAUUUAUCCUGGUUGCGGAACAAGAUUUUGCGGAAUGAUCCUGAAGUGGAGAAGCGGCAAGGCUGGGUGCCAGUGGGUGAUCUGGAAGGCUGUGUGCACUACAAAGUUGUGAAAUAUGAGAGGAUCAAAUUUCUUGUGAUUGCUGUGAAAAACUCAGUUGAGGUCUAUGCCUGGGCUCCCAAACCAUAUCAUAAAUUUAUGGCCUUUAAGUCCUUCACGUCACUUCAUCAAAAGCCCUUGUUGGUUGACUUGACAGUAGAGAAUGGGCAGAGGUUAAAAGUCAUCUAUGGCUCGUCGAUUGGAUUUCAUGCUAUUGAUGUGGACUCUGGCUCAGUGUAUGACCUGUACCUGCCGACACACAUCCAUGGGAAUCUACACCCACAUGCUAUUAUCAUACUCCCUAACACUUGUGGAAUGGAACUCCUGCUCACCUAUGAAGAUGAAGGUGUCUACGUAGACAUCUAUGGACAUUUCUCAAAGGAAAAUGUUUUACAAUGGGGAGAAAUGCCUGCAUCUGUAGCAUAUCUUCAGUCCAACCAAGUAAUGGGCUGGGGAGAGAAAGCUAUUGAACUGCGUUCUGUGGAGACGGGAAACCUGGAAGGAGUGUUUAUGCACAAGAAAGCACAGAAGUUGAAAUUUCUGUGUGAAAGGAAUGAUAAGGUGUUCUUUGCAUCUGUACAAUCUGGAGGCAGCAGUCAAAUUUAUUUCAUGACACUUGGUCAGAACGUACUAUUCAGCUGGUAAAGUUCUCACGGGAUGCAAGCUAGGUCACAGAAGUUUGCACGUUCUCCUUCAGGAAAAAAAGUGUUCGUUUCACCAUCCUUCAGUUGUGCAGCUAUGUCACUCCAUGUUCAAGAUUUGCUAUUUAAUAGUUUUAUAAUUAUUUUAAAAGAUCAAGCAGGCAGUCAAGCGGAGCUGACUGGGUGACAGGUGUCGUAACUGCCAUAUACCACAAAGUAUGCACAGAUAUUUUUGCACAAAUAUUGUAACUUUAUUGUGUUCGAUUCUUGUGGUUUUUAUUCAGGGCAGAAAGACGUACCUGUAGGUUAAGUGUGUUCAUCUCUUGCUGUGAACUGGAACACACGAUGUAUAAUUGGUCUUCUGUCUUUUUUUUCUGUUCGUGAGAAUCUUAUUUCAUCUGAUGGUUUCGCCUUCACCCCAAAACUAACAAGCAACAUCACUGCAAAGAGUCACUAUGGCAGAGUGAUUACCAAACUCACCUACCUGAAAAAAGGGUGGGAUAAAACAUGAUAGGCUGCAAGGGCUUCCCAGUGGACUGGAGACAUUGUGAAAGAUCUUCCAAGUGCACUGUGCUGUGUACUCUUGGUUAUUUGUGGCUCCAAGUAUACUCAGGGAGGCCAGGUUUUUAAACCUUAGAUAUGGAAGGACAGUAUUUUGCCAUGUUUGCUGUCACGGCAGAAUGUAUUUCUAAGGAGUGGUUUCAAAGAGAUCCUGCAAAUCUUGCCCACCCAAGUGGCUCUUAAGACAAAUGGGGUGACUUAUAAAAAUGUGAAAUCAAGUUCUUCCAUUGUGCAACUCCUGUUAACUGCUGAUACGAUAGAAAAAUAUAUGUACUGUACAACUUUGUAAAUACGAUGUCCCAAACCUAUAUCCAAAUAUAUUCCUAAUAUAGCUAUAGAAAUAUCCCAAAGAAACCAUAGGAAUAAUUUGAUGCCAGACUUCUCAGUGCAAUGAGUUUGGAGCCUCUGGCUCAUUCCGCACAUGCAGAAUAAUGCACUUUCAAACUGCUUUCAGUGCUCUUUGAAGCUAUGCGGAAUAGCAAAAUCCACUUGCAAACAGUUGUGAAAGUGGUUUGAAAAUGCAUUAUUUUGCGUGUGUGGAAGGGGCCUCUUUGUUUCAGUUUCAGCUUAUACAGGAGAAGCUGUCAGCUUAAAAUUUCAGGCAUUUUGUAUGACUUGCAUCUAAGCAAUAGGCAUACCCUGUAAUGACAAACUGGUGUUGCUUUUCCAUCAUGAAACUAUAUUCUCAGGGGUUUAUAUUUUGAGUUAUGCCAGGGUUAUGUGUUCAGGUUUACAUGUACAAUCAUUACUCAGCUGAAGUUUGUAUAACGCUUUGGAAAAUAUAAGGCAAUAUAAAAAUACUACCUAAUAGUUUAUAUAAUAACUGAAAACUUGAUACAAAAGAUGUUUAUCCAAGAGAAAUAGUCUCUCAGCUGUAUUUGCAGGUCACGGGGUGGGAUGGGUAGAAUGAUGUUGAAAGUAUUUUAAAAUAUAGUAUUGACUUUAACAUCCAAUGUACCAGACUACACAUUGCAAGAGAAUAUACCUGGACAUUUGAUGAGGCUGACACUGCAGUUUCUAAUUACUUGGAGUGGGUACAGCUGUGGCUAUUAAUUUUGGGGGGGAAAGACACUGAAUUGAAGUCAGAGUCUUGAAAACACAAAUUCCUUCAAUUUUUGGAGGGAAACAUGUUGUUCAGGGGGAACUCUGUAUCUCUAACUAUAUGGAGGGAUCAAGACCUCCAGCACAGUUUUAAACAAGAUUUAGACUGAAGUAAUUCUUCGUGAGAUUUUAUUUUAAGAGCAAGAAUUUCCACGCAGACUGCCGCUCAGUUUGUCAGAAGCUAAACAGUGAUAACUUAAGGACAGAUUGUUUGGAUUGCUUUUAUGGGGUAAUCAUCCUAUUUCUUCCAUCAGUUUUAUAAUGAGAGAAGAAUCAAUAGUUGAUACUUUGGUUCACACAAUUAAAUUUCCUAUCAGUUUUUGUUCUGUCACUUCAUAUCACAGCCAGCCAACCCAAUGGAUUGGUUUGAGAACAGUCAUUAUGAGCUCUUUGUGGAACUGCUAGGAAAGGAAAAAAUGUUCACCUAUAGUUUUGUUGGUAUUCCCAUUCUUUGUAUCAGAUUUAUAACCAUCCUCUUUCAUCUGGCCUCUGUAGACUGCUUCUGGACACUGCUGACAGGAUAUAAUAGAGAAAAUAUUUAGGGUUGUAUGUGUAAGAAUUUUGAAUCCUCUAUUCUGCUUUUUAAAGCCCUUUAAUGUUGUUUGAAGUGUUAAUUAAAGGGUAUAAUUGGCGUUUUGGUUUGGUACAGAAUCGUGAUGUUCUACAGUAAUUUGAUUGCUAGUUGGUUUCAAUUUUGGUAUCCCUCUGUAGGUCAUUCAUCUCCCACUAACUACUUCUCUCAUAGUGUUAUCACUCUUGGCAGUGGGCUGUGAGACACAUAGGCUGAUUCCGCAUGGGCCAAAAACAGCAGUGUGAAAACGAUGUGAAAAUGGUGUAAAAGGGUUUAAAAUGGUGUAAAAGGGCUUAUACUGUUUUCACACCAUUUUCACAUCGCUGUUUUUGGCCCAUGCGGAAUCAGCCUUAGUUUGUGUCAUUUGGAAUUUUAGGCAAUAAGGGGAGUAAGGAUUUCACAUGAACAGUCCUUAGGAUAGUAUUCCAGACUUUGCAAGUUAUGUGUCCACUUCUUUAAAUUGGUGGCUAAGCCUGAAGAAUGGUUACCUACGUCGUUCCCAGUGUUCAUCAAGGUCACUUAUUUAUGAACAGAUACAAGUUACCUCAUUGUUUAGUUGUAGAGUAUGGAUCUUAGGGUGAGCUGCAAAUUUAAUCUAAUCAUGUGGUGGUAAAGGUGGCUUCAGUACAUGAUAGUCGGCAAACGUCCUUUGUGUAAAAUUGUAAUGUAUCCAGAGAGACAGUGGUCAGUUUAGAAUAAGUGAUGCUCAGGUUGAUUGUCAAGUGGAAGGUGAUGAGACCUUGAAGAAACUUCUUGAGACAUUCUUGGCCAUGGAUCCAGACAACAAAUAUAGGUUAUUGUGGUACCUUGGGUUGCCAUGAGUCAUCUGUAACUUAAUGGAACUUUAUACAGACACAAGGUGUACAAGCGGAGAUAAAUGAUAGCUGUUCAGAAAACAUUGUUCAGGAUCAACCUUGAAUGGGUUGAGAUACCUUGAUGUGUUGUGAUGGGGGUUUCCCAUCUAGCUGGGUGUUGUAUCCCUACUUGGGCUUGAUCAGUUAACUUUGGUCUAUGCUGGCCCCAAGCAGGGAGUGGCAGAGGUACCUGAAGGCCUGGUUUGCUUAGGAAUUAAGCCCUGUGGACACUGACUGAAGCCUCACAUUAUAGAACUAGGAAGUGGCAGGGAACAACAUUCUGUUUUCUAAAGAAUCAGAGAAUCUUUCUAAUGGAGGCCAGGUCACAGAUCUAGACUCCCAGUACUCUUAUAUCUCUGGGACGAGAAAUUUCAGAGAUUCUCCAUUAUUUAUUCUAAUUAUUAUUCCAUGCCUCUACCUUUAUUUCAUCGACAAAAGAUACUGAUUCCAAGAAAAAGAUAAAAGCGUUAUUCCAUAUUUCUUCUGAAAUAAUUAUUAAAACUGUCAUCCCUAUGCAGGAAGUGAUAGGAAACACUGCAGAGGAGGACAAAUCAGUUGUGCUCCCCUACUUGAGAAAUCAGAGCCUUCAAGAGUCAAGGGUCUUCAGAAUAUUGCAGCUCUUUUUCUUGGCAAGCCUUUUCUCAAAGGCUGAAGGCAGGCAUCAUUUUGGCAGUUAGUCCACUGUGAUAACAUGUUUACUGCCAAUCUGACACACGAACAAGCUUUCAUCUGAGAUUCAGCAGGAGCCUGUGCUUCUAGUGUAGAGCGGAGACCACAUAUGCACAACACCAAGAGUCACCUUACGUCAGUCAUGAAGAAGCUUCCAUCCUUUCUUGACCUGGCUGUGCACAGCACUGAUUGGCUAUCCCUUGUGUAAUUCAGGCAGAGGUUCCACCCUCUCCUCUCCUGUCAGAAGCUAUUUCAGAGUUCAGGUAAUUAGGAAAAAAUACACUUUACAAUAAAGCAUUGGAUAAACUUUAGAGCAGGUAUAUGUGUAGGAUACAGGGGGGGGGGGUCCAAAAUAAAGUCAAUAAUGCAUCCAAAGGAUGGGGGUCUUUUAAUCACCAUGUUAUGCAUAUGUUAUUUAAGGAGCUGUGGUUCUUAGUUAAGGAGUUGUUCCUGAGCAGUGUCAGGAAGCUUCAAACAGCCCACCUGGAAGACAAUUGAUGGGCUGUCAAAUGGGAGGAGAUGCUGGCUCAUUUAAAAGGAGUCAGUGAGCAUGUGAAUAGGUGGGUGGAGUGGACAGCAGCAGAUGCUUGGGAGUAGGGUUGCCAGCCUCCAGGUGGUGGCUGGAAAUCUCUUGCUAUUACAACUGAUCUCCAGGUGAGAAAACAGUUCACC